Molecule: messenger RNA, 1486 nt
Organism: Harmonia axyridis
Lineage: Eukaryota; Metazoa; Arthropoda; Insecta; Coleoptera; Coccinellidae
Product: endoplasmic reticulum lectin 1-like
Exons: 1
Coding region: 100-1410 (436 amino acids)
Biological process (GO): retrograde protein transport, ER to cytosol; endoplasmic reticulum unfolded protein response
Cellular component (GO): endoplasmic reticulum lumen
Source: RefSeq, a predicted model, not a curated record
AUGGAUUUAACCCAUUCAUGUAUAAGUGUCAAAUUAUGUGAGCUAUGUUUUCGUAGUCGAAUAAGUUAUUUUGGAAUGUAAAUCCAUUAAAUCAUUCUUAUGUUUAAAUUCUGGUUACUCGUGCUCGUCAUUGAAAUCACCAAUGCAAUAUUUAUCGGAGAGUCUAAUGUGUACGAUAUAAAAUGGUCCGAAAAUUUAAGGCAUCCAAUUAAAGAUGAACUUGAAAAAUUCAACAUAACAUCCUCUAUGGGAGAGAAAUACACGUGCGCCAUAGCGAAGAAUGAUGAAAUCACCCAGAAAGAAGCUCCUUACAAAGGUCCUCUUGCUGUAGAAUUUAUUGAGCACCUUUUCAACAAGGGAAUCUGCUCCUAUAGAUUAGACCCUUAUUGGACUUAUGAACUCUGCCAUGGAAAACACAUUCGACAAUAUCAUGAAAUAUUAGAUGACUCUAUGUUGAUGCUACAACAGUAUACGUUAGGCAGGAUGGGUACAAAAGAACGAGAGAUGGUGAUCAGAAGAAAGAAAGAAGAGGAAAGGAGAAAAAUGCAAAAUUCAACUCAUACAAUUAAAACAAAGAGAGUGGACAACCGCGAUCUACCUUUCGUUGAAAUUGCAAUGACUGAAGGGUCUGUUUGCGAACACAACAAAAGAAAAUUGAGAAGGUCAAACGUUUAUUACAUUUGCGAUAUGAAAGGAAACCAUGACAUCCACACAGUGAAAGAAGUCACAUCUUGCGUUUACGAAAUAAUAAUAUCAACCCCGCUCUUAUGCGCUCAUCCCAAAUACAGACCGAAAAGAAUCGCAGGAACCACUAUAACUUGUUAUGCGAAAGAAAAAUCGCCAAAAGUACCGUACAAUCUCGCAAAGAUUUACUGGGAAAGAAAAAGGAUCAUUGAAAAUGCAGCCAGAGGGGAAGGGAGAAUGGAAUUUAUAACUUAUGACAAAAAUUCGAACGUCGAUAAUUUAGAAGUUGGUGAUUUCUUGUCGGGUAAAAAUUGUAUCAGUGGUGGAACAGGAAACUGGAGAUUCGAAUUUUGCUACGGAAGGUACAUAAACCAAUACACGUACGGCAUCUUAGGAAUAAGAACCACCAUAUGUCUAGGCAAAUUCAACCUGAACAAACAUCUGGAAUGGAUAAGGAGUCGUCCAUACAAACGGCCAAAACCUUUAGGCUAUAGAACGUAUAUAACCCAAUUUUAUACAGACGGUUCUGUAAGUAACAUCACCGGAAGACCUAGACAAACCGAAGUAAAGCUAAAGUGUAUAGAGAACACUACCCAUAAGGAUGCCCUGGUGAUGUACUUGCACGAAAUAAACUUUGGGAAGUACCUGCUCGGUAUCGAGUCUCCCAUUUUAUGUCAAGUAGUUCCUAAAGCCGACGAAGAUGGGCUAGUUUUUUAUAAGUCAUGAAUCUUCUCUAGAGUUGUUUUUUGGUUUAUCCAAUAGACAUCAGUGUUUUUUUUUCAAUAAAACGUAAACUACAUAA